Messenger RNA from Limanda limanda (common dab), 1071 nucleotides. Its product is annotated as hepatic lectin-like. The record is from RefSeq and is a predicted model, not a curated record. The transcript has 8 exons. Bases 1 to 903 code for a protein of 300 amino acids. NCBI's taxonomy places the organism in Eukaryota, Metazoa, Chordata, Actinopteri, Pleuronectiformes, Pleuronectidae.
AUGCGGCCGGAGUGUGGGGCUGUGGUCCCGGGAGCCCCGCCUCCGGGUGUCUCCUCCGGCUGCUCGUCCGUCCACGGCUCGUCUUUAAUGUCGCUCCGCCUCCAUGUGAGGACCGACUCGGGCUGCGAGCCGCCGCCGCCCAGGGCUCACCUCGCUCCGGCCUCUGACACAGAACUCUGCGGGGAUCCAGGGGAGGAGAACCGGCCGUUAGCUGCUAGCUUGGCCACACCCUCUACAGAUGAACCCGAUUAUACCAACGUCAAUUACUCAGAAACUCAGCGACCUGCAUCAAGCAGGCGAUCGGGGGUCACAUGGGAGCGAGUGGCCCUGCUGGUCCUCAGUGUUCUCCUGGCAGCUGCCCUCACAGCUCUUGGUGUAACCCUUUAUGAAAAUACUCAAACCAAGAAGAGUCUCCAAAAGCUUCAAGAUGAAUGUGAAGCAAAACAUCUCUCAGAUGAAACAUGUCCGAGGUGUGAGGACGGCUGGGAGCCACAUGGAGGAAAGUGCUACUUCUUCUCCUGGGUUACUUCAUCCUGGAAUAAGAGUAGAAAACAAUGCACAUCAAUGAGUGGAGACCUGGUUGUGAUAAACAACAGAGAGGAGCAGAGAUUCCUGCAGUCUACACUGAUGGAAAAAAUGGACGAACGUUCUGACAAGUUCUGGAUCGGACUGACAGACUCAAAGAAAGAGGAUGAAUGGCUUUGGGUGGACAACACACGACUGGAUCCAAAUUUGACGUUUUGGCGUGAGGGCGAGCCAGACAACUGGGCAUGGGAUAAUCCUGAUGGACAGGACUGUGUGAGGAUGGGGGAGAAAGACGGAGCCACGAACCUGAAGUCCUGGGACGAUAAAUACUGCAAAUGGCCUCAAAAAUAUAUUUGUGAGAAACCAGAAAAAGCAUGAGCCUGAAAUCCAGUUGGAUCAGAUUGAGCUCGAGUCUUCAGCCACUUUCACAAACUGAGACAUGAUGCUUUAUUAAUGAAGAUCUUCUCCAGACAUAAACAACUUUGAAUAAUAUCUAGAGUCUCAUAUGUUCUUCAGUUUCCUUGUUAUUUUAAAGUGACGUCUACU